AGCAGCAGCCCUAGCAGCAGCAGCGCAGUUUCCCCUCUCCCCAGCCCUGACUCUACGCGCACAUGCGCACUGCGCCCACAGCCCUGGACCAUUUGUCAGGACUACUCGUGAGACGGAGAAAAAAAAAGAGAAAAUUUGGGGUGAUACCACUCAUAAGCUACCCACAUCCUUCAAAGAUUUACUGAAGACAUUUAUAUUACGUUGACCUUGACCAUAUAUAUAUAUUCUUGAAAGAAGAAGAAAGAAUACUGAGGAAGUCAGUCAAUCCUAACAGCAGAACUGAAAUCAGCGCACAGUGUAUGCAUCAUGAAUGAGCCUGCUUCUAGUACAAGUGGCCAAGAGUUUGAUGUAUUCAGUGUCAUGGACUGGAAAGAUGGAGUAGGUACUCUUCCAGGAAGUGAUUUAAAGUUUCGGGUAAAUGAAUUUGGAGCCUUGGAGGUAAUUACAGAUGAGACUGAGAUAGAAAGUGUUAAAAAGGCUACAGCUACCACAACCUGGAUGGUGCCUACUGCACAAGAAGUUUUUUCAGAGAAGACAGGGGUACCUUUCCGGUUGAAGGAAACAAUGAAAGUAGAAGGACUUCAAUUCUGUGAAAACUGUUAUCAGUAUGGCACUGUAGAUGAGUUUCUUUCUGGAGGAAAAUUUUGCAGUCAGAAAUGUGCCCGUCAGAAUAAAGACAACAGAGAACAGAAGGAAGAAAAAGAUGUAGGUGAAGACAAUGAAGAAGAUGACUCUAAGUGUAGUCGGAAGAGGAAAGCAAAAUUACCUCUCAGAGCAGAGCCUAAGGAAGAUGGAGAAGAAAGAGAAGAUGAAAAUAGAUACAGUUUUUCCUCUGAAGACUGCUUUAGCCGCAUUCCAGAAAUUUUGGAAAACAAGCAUGAUGGCAGAAUCCUGAGGGGCUCUCAGAGAGCCCGAAGAAAAAGACGAAAUGAUUCCGCUGUUUUAAAACAGAAUUUACCUCCUAAAGGAAAGAAAGCAUGGUGUUGGGCUUCCUAUUUGGAGGAAGAAAAAGCUAUUGCAGUGCCAACUAAACUUUUUAAAGAGUACCAGUCCUUUCCCUAUAACAAAAAUGGAUUCAAAGUUGGAAUGAAGUUAGAAGGUGUGGACCCUGAGCAUCAGUCAAUGUACUGUGUUCUCACUGUUGCAGAGGUUUGUGGCUAUAGGAUAAGGCUUCACUUUGAUGGCUAUCCUGAUUGUUAUGACUUCUGGGUAAAUGCUGAUGCAUUAGACAUUCAUCCAGUUGGAUGGUGUGAAAAAACUGGGCACAAGCUUCAUCCACCAAAAGGGUAUAAAGAAGAGGAUUUCAAUUGGCAGACAUAUCUUAAGACAUGCAAAGCACAAGCUGCUCCAAAGUCCUUAUUUGAAAAUCAAAAUACUACAGUGAUCCCAUCGGGUUUUCGUGUGGGAAUGAAACUUGAAGCUGUGGACAAAAAGAAUCCUGCAUUCAUCUGUGUUGCUACAGUAACAGAUAUGGUGGACAAUCGGUUUCUGGUUCAUUUUGACAACUGGGAUGAGAGCUAUGACUAUUGGUGUGAAGCAGCAAGUCCACACAUUCAUCCAGUGGGUUGGUGUAAAGAACAUAGAAGGACCCUUAUUACUCCACCAGAUUACCCAAAUGUGAAACAUUUUUCCUGGGACAAAUACUUGGAAGAAACUAAUUCUUUACCUGCUCCUGCAAGGGCUUUUAAAGUGAAACCAGCACAUGGAUUCCAGAAAAAAAUGAAAUUUGAGAUUGUAGAUAAAAGAAAUCCUGUGUUUAUUAGAGUAGCAACUGUUGCAGAUACUGAUGAGCACAGAAUAAAAGUGCACUUUGAUGGUUGGAGUAAUAGCUAUGAUUACUGGAUUGAAGCAGAUUCUCCUGACAUCCAUCCAGUUGGCUGGUGUGCAAAAACAGGACAUCCUCUUCAGCCUCCUCUUAGUCCUCUGGAAUUGGUGGAAGCUUCUGAGCAAGGAGGCUGCCCAACUGCAGGAUGCAAAGGAAUUGGCCACAUAAAAAGAGCUAGACAUCCAGGCUACCAUAGUGCUAUCAAUUGUCCUUAUUCAGAAAUCAAUUUAAACAAAGACCGUAUCCUCCCAGAUCGUUUAAGUGGUGAGAUGUCUCCAGCUAGCCCAUCAUUAACAAGGAAUAAAAAGAUGGAAAUAAAUGAAUGCUCUUCUUCUCCAGAGAUCAAAAAAUGUCCUAGUCCUGAGCACAUUGACUCCAAAUCAUUGAUUCAGAAUCGAUCAUCUGGAAAAUCUGUGCCAGAGAGAAACAUACAGGAGGAUAUGGAAGGUAAACCUCCUUACAAGAAACCGCUGUUGUGUGAUGAUAACGAAAAGAAGUCAUCUAGAGAACAACAAAUUGAAGAUAAGCCUAUCAAAGAAGAAUGUGAAGAAGGGAUAAAAAGUGAAAUGAGAACUCCAAAUCAAACCAAAGGUAUAGGAGCAGAGCCAAGUUCACAGCAGGCUCAGCGCCGGUCAGCCGUCUUCCUCUCCUUUAAGUCGCCAAUUCCAUGUCUGCCCCUGCGUUGGGAACAGCAAAGCAAACUUCUUCCAACUGUGGCUGGAAUUCCUGCCAGCAAAGUUUCCAAGUGGAGCACAGAUGAGGUGUCAGAGUUCAUACAGAGUUUACCUGGAUGUGAAGAACAUGGCAAGGUGUUUAAGGAUGAGCAAAUUGAUGGAGAAGCAUUUCUGCUUAUGACUCAAACAGACAUUGUUAAAAUUAUGAGCAUUAAACUGGGACCAGCUUUAAAAAUCUUCAACUCCAUCCUGAUGUUCAAAGCUGCAGAGAAGAACUCACAUAAUGAACUUUGAGGACAGCAAAAGCCACAUUUCAUCCCUUUUCUGCUUUAAAGCUCAUGUCUUAUUCAAAGCACAAAGACUGUUGUAGCUGUUAAGUGAGAAUUCUUCAAAAGUCAAAACAGUGCUGCCAGAUUAUUUAUAUUCAUUGAGAGACAAUUUACAUGAAUUAUUAUGGAAGUGCUUGGAUUUUUAUUAAGGUACUGUAACAGUUAUCAUCUUUUAGUUCUAUUCAUUGAGCUAAAUUUACCUUUGUAAACCUUUUUGAGGCUUCAGAAAGAAAAAAAAAAAACCAACACCAUUGUUGAUUAUUUAUGCUAUAGUAAGAUGGGGGGAGGGGGAAUUAUGAACUUUCUGCAUUUUGUAAACAUCGUUGAAUUAUCUUUCACAUACACUGUUUCUUUUUUCAAUAUUUGCAGAAACCUUUUUAUACAAUCAAAAUAAAAUGAACUUUAAACUCAGUUAGCCAAAAUCUGGCUACCAGUUUAGCCAGUUGGGACUGUUAUAACUAUUGUUAAUUUUGUGCCAUAUUUUGAAUUGCAACAUUAUGCUGAGUAUAACUUUGCAAGUCAUGAAAUUGCCUACUUGCUUGUAAUAAUUCAUUGGGGCUGAACAGUUGUAAAAAUUAAUUUUUUAAGUAAAUCAGUGUUUUUACUUUUGCACGACUUAUGAAAUGUUAAGCAAAUUGCUUUUUCACCAGCGUCUUUACUGUAUUUACCAAAAGACCAGUAUAUAAAAGACUGAAAUUGAAAAAAAAAAUAAUAAAACUUUA
This is a messenger RNA of Sarcophilus harrisii (Tasmanian devil), 3550 nucleotides long. RefSeq names its product L3MBTL histone methyl-lysine binding protein 3 (gene L3MBTL3). The record is from RefSeq and is a predicted model, not a curated record. Gene Ontology annotation, molecular function: protein binding; zinc ion binding. The transcript has 25 exons. NCBI's taxonomy places the organism in Eukaryota, Metazoa, Chordata, Mammalia, Dasyuromorphia, Dasyuridae. Gene Ontology annotation, biological process: regulation of DNA-templated transcription. The coding region runs from base 307 to 2793 and encodes 828 amino acids. Gene Ontology annotation, cellular component: nucleus.